UUUCGUCUACUCGAGCUUCUCUCAUUUUAUCUCUCCUUCUCUUUCUUCUUCUUCACUCUCGAUACCUUUUUCCUUCUUCUUACAAGCUCUCAGAUCUACAGAGUCUCAUUCUCUUCUUUUGAUCCCUCUUCAUCUUGGUUUAUGAGCUCGAAGGAGAAACCCACUCUCGGAGGUACGCGGAUUAAGACCCGCAAGCGGAACAUUGCUGCUCCUCUGGACCCUGCUGCUUUUUCUGAUGCAGUGGUCCAGAUUUACCUGGAUAAUGCUGGUGAUCUGGAACUUGUUGCCAAAAGUGUUGAGUCAUCAGAUCUUAAUUUCUCAAGAUACGGUGACAUCUUCUUUGAGGUUGUUUUCAUAGGAGGACGUACACAACCUGGAACAGUGAAACCUGAUGAGGGUGAACGCCAUCCUUACUCUGUAAUCGAUUGUGAACCCAAGCGUGAAGCCAUUUUACCAUCUGUUGUCUAUAUACAGAAAAUUCUGCGGAGGAGGCCGUCCCUCAUAAAGAACCUUGAAAAUGUUACACGGAGGUUCCUGCAGUCGCUGGAGCUUUUUGAGGAAAAUGAAAGGAAGAAGCUUGCGAUCUUCACAGCACUUGCCUUUUCCCAGAAGCUCUCAGGAUUACCUCCAGAGACUGUCUUCCAGCCUUUGCUCAAGGAUAAUCUUGUUGCCAAAGGGAUAGUGCUCACGUUCGUAACAGACUUCUUCAAGGAGUAUUUGGUUGAGAACAGUCUUGAAGACUUGAUUUCCAUUCUGAGGCGUGGUAAAAUGGAAGACAACCUUGUGGAUUUCUUACCACCCGUGAGGCGAUCUGCCGAAAGCUUUGCUGAGCAUUUUACGAAUGAGGGAUUGCCUGACCUAGUAGAGUACCAUGCAAAGAAAAUGCUUGAGGUGAAACUGAAGGAGAUCAAAACUGUUCUUACAAGCAAAGUCACAGAGGAAAGUAGUGUAGAUGAAGUCAUUGAAACUGUGAAGCAGCUGGUCAAAGAUGCAAAGUUGCCAGAGAUUGAGGUUGUGCGUGUCAUUUGGGAUGGUUUAAUGGAUGCUGUUCAGUGGUCUGGAAAAAACCAGCAGCAAAAUGCAAAUUCUGUACUGCGCCAGGUUAAAGCAUGGGCUCCACUUCUGAACACGUUUUGCAGCAGCGGAAAGCUAGAGCUGGAACUGAUGUACAAAAUCCAAAUGCAAUGCUACGAGGAUGCAAAGCUUAUGAAAGUUUUCCCAGAAGUAGUGAGGUCGCUCUAUGAACUGGAUGUUCUCGCUGAAGACACCAUUCUCCAUUGGUUCCGUAAAGGAACCAACUCAAAGGGCAGGCAAACCUUUGUGAAAAGCCUAGAGCCAUUUGUGAAUUGGCUUGAAGAGGCGGAGGAAGAAGAGUGAGUGGAAACCAUGUUUCUAAUAAAAAAACAAGCAAUGAAGUUUUUAUUUAGCUCAAGACAAUAAUAACUCGAGAGUUUUUCUUCUAUGUUCUACUCUUUUGCUGCACUCUGCUUUUGUUGAAGUAUUUUUGCUUGGCAAUAAGUCUUGCUUUGAGAUGAUUAUGUUUCCCUCUUUUGUUGAAGAUUUGUCAGUUUCUGUUUUCCA
Messenger RNA from Eutrema salsugineum, 1581 nucleotides. Its product is annotated as basic leucine zipper and W2 domain-containing protein 2. Gene Ontology annotation, molecular function: protein binding. The coding region runs from base 142 to 1377 and encodes 411 amino acids. Gene Ontology annotation, cellular component: membrane; cytoplasm. The record is from RefSeq and is a predicted model, not a curated record. The transcript is spliced from 8 exons. Lineage: Eukaryota; Viridiplantae; Streptophyta; Magnoliopsida; Brassicales; Brassicaceae.